GCUCCAUGUGUCUAUGUGUUUCAUUUAGAUGCUUAUCAUAUUCCUUGCAUGAUUUAGGAUGUUUUAGCCAAAGAGGACCUUCUGGAUUGCACUACCCAAACGGAAUCAUGGCUGGUAGCAAGAAUGAGCCUGCCGAAGACGGGCUGCCUGAUGGUUGGUCCAAAGAGUACAGGCCCAGAAAGGUUCGAGCUGGAGCUAGGGCCAGGAGGGACAUGUUCUACAUUGAUCCUACCAAUAGUUAUGAAUUUCGAUCUCUGAAAGAUGUUUACCGUCAUCUCGAGUCUCAAGAUGCCAGUAAUUCUGCUGAGACACCAAACAAGAGAAAAGUUGAAGACCUGCAGAUUUCAGAGAACCGAUCUCAUCAUGCAGAAGGAACUUCAGAUAACAUACAAAUGGAUAGUGCUCGUGAGUCGAAUCCAAAGAGUAGAGAGAAUUCUGGAAACAUGCCAUUAUCAGAACACGAGGGUGUCUCCCUAGGGAGGCUAACCGAGUUGGAGCUUCAGAAGGCAAGCGUGAACAAUCAGUCUCUGAAGCAUGAAUCAACUGGGAGAGAAAAGGCAAAUGUGGGGCCAAAAUCCAAGGGAAAGAAACAACGAACUAAACCUGCGAAACAGGUUUCUACACCUCUUCGAGCGUCGCCUCGUUUAACUGCACUUAAAGUCAACCAGGAAUUGAAACACAACCAGGAAGCCAGUAAUGUGCUCAGAGAUUCGCCUGUCAGCACACAGACAGAUAUUGCCGAUCAGUUAAAACCAACAAAGCUGGUCAAAAAUCCUAAAUCAAAGACUAUACCCUCUUUACCUCCUUGGAAGAAAGAUGGAGCACAUAUCGCAAGUGCUUCUGAACAUCCUGGAGAUAAGUAUCCUUCAGCUCAUGAACAGAUACCAGGAACAUCUGUUGCAUGCUCUAUAACAGAUGUUAGAUACCAAAAUGCGCCUUCUGAGUUACAUGUUCCACCACGACAGACUGGGCUCUUUGAAACAGCUGAUGAUAUGCCUGGUUCCUCCUUAUCGUCGCUGCUGCGAGGUAUCUUGUCAGAUCCAUGCCUUGAGUUUGCAUUCAAGACUCUUACAGGUGAUAUCCCUGUUCCUGACAACAAUCUAGCUGAUGCAAACUACUUCAUUCCACCACCCGACUUGACCAGAGGGGAUCCAUGCCUUGAGUUUGCAUUCAAGACUCUUACAGGUGAGAUCCCUGUUCUUGACAACAAUCUAGCCGUCGCAAACUACUUGAUUCCACCACAGAACUUGAACAAAGGGGCAGCGUCGAAUUGUUCUUCUUCCACUUAUGAUGGGAAGAACCAUGCGCAAGUAGACCAUGUCAGGCUGCCAAUGCCUAGGCAAUCAGAUAAUCUCUACAGCAGUGGUUGGUUCCCUCCCCAAUGAACUCCACCGAGGUAUAUGCGGCAACUGCUGAAAUGCAAAUAAUAAAAAGUCCUUAGUUUGGGUCAUAGGUAGGCUUCUUAUCUUAGUGCUCGUCACCGUUAGGUACCUCGACAAGGAUGCAUGUUGUAAGAAAGAUUGUACCUUGUUGUGACUAGUAAUGGAUCGAUCCAUAUCAUCAUAUGCUAGACUUGAUAGACCUUUUGGGUAGUAAGCUGACCAAUAACUCCGUUCAUCGUGUGGUUAGCAGAUAGCGAUGCCGGCAGCAUUGUGGCACCCCCUUUUAUUUUCGUGGCUGGGGUUCACUCUGUCUGCAUGUAAGACAUUUGAUCUGAACUGGACUAAGUUCUGCCUGAAUUUAGCUUCUGUUUUACUAUCCCUGGUCGAAUCUCUCUUUUGAUGGAGUGUCAAAUGUUGUUGUGAUGUACCACUCUCUUCAU
Lolium rigidum is the source of this 1822-nucleotide messenger RNA. RefSeq lists its product as uncharacterized. NCBI's taxonomy places the organism in Eukaryota, Viridiplantae, Streptophyta, Magnoliopsida, Poales, Poaceae. Gene Ontology annotation, molecular function: DNA binding. The coding region runs from base 6 to 1385 and encodes 459 amino acids. The transcript has 4 exons. The record is from RefSeq and is a predicted model, not a curated record.